GGGCCGCGCCGCGCUCCGUGCGCCUCCGGGGCCUGAAGCUGCUGUUGUUCACGCUCCCUUCAGGGCGCCCGUAGGCCGCGGCCCGUGCCGGGGGGACCCCUCCAUGUGAGAGGCGGCCGUCGAGGGGGGCGGCCGGGCGCACCGCCACCCACCAGCGCCACGGGGGAAAAUGACAUCGCGGAGAUGGUUUCAUCCAAAUAUUACUGGGGUGGAGGCAGAAAACCUGCUGCUAACAAGAGGAGUAGAUGGCAGCUUUUUGGCACGGCCCAGCAAAAGUAACCCAGGAGACUUCACCCUCUCUGUUAGACGAACUGGAGCUGUCACCCACAUCAAGAUCCAGAACACAGGAGACUACUAUGACCUCUAUGGAGGGGAGAAGUUUGCUACGCUGGCUGAGUUAGUCCAGUAUUACAUGGAACAUCAUGGGCAGCUCAAGGAAAAGAAUGGAGAUGUUAUAGAGCUGAAAUACCCCUUGAACUGUGCUGAUCCUACAUCUGAAAGGUGGUUUCAUGGGCAUCUCUCUGGAAGAGAAGCUGAAAAGCUAUUAACAGAAAAAGGAAAACAUGGAAGCUUUCUUGUGCGUGAGAGUCAAAGCCACCCUGGGGACUUUGUUCUUUCUGUCCGGACAGGAGAUGAUAAAGGAGAGAGUAAUGAUGGGAAAUCUAAAGUGACACAUGUCAUGAUUCACUGCCAGGACCUAAAAUACGAUGUCGGUGGAGGGGAGAAAUUUGACUCUCUGACAGAUCUGGUGGAGCAUUACAAGAAGAACCCCAUGGUAGAAACGUUGGGCACAGUGUUGCAGCUUAAGCAGCCUCUGAACACCACCCGGAUUAAUGCUGCAGAGAUUGAAAGCAGGGUGCGAGAGCUAAGCAAGCUGGCAGAGACUACAGAUAAAGUCAAGCAGGGCUUCUGGGAAGAAUUUGAGACUUUACAGCAGCAAGAGUGCAAACUCCUCUACAGUCGUAAAGAAGGUCAACGCCAGGAAAACAAAAACAAAAAUAGAUACAAAAACAUUUUACCCUUUGAUCACACCAGAGUUGUUUUACAUGAUGGUGAUCCAAAUGAACCUGUUUCAGACUAUAUCAAUGCUAAUAUUAUUAUGCCUGAGUUUGAAACCAAGUGCAACAACUCAAAGCCAAAAAAAAGCUACAUUGCUACUCAAGGUUGUCUACAGAAUACAGUGAAUGAUUUUUGGAGGAUGGUGUUCCAGGAGAAUUCUCGAGUUAUUGUUAUGACAACAAAAGAAGUUGAAAGAGGAAAGAGUAAGUGUGUCAAGUACUGGCCUGAUGAAUAUUCCCUCAAGGAGUACGGAGUUAUGCGUGUCAGGAACGUCAAGGAGAGCGCAGCACACGACUACACGCUAAGGGAACUGAAGCUUUCUAAAGUUGGGCAAGGGAACACAGAGAGAACAGUUUGGCAAUAUCACUUCAGAACUUGGCCUGAUCAUGGAGUCCCAAGUGACCCUGGUGGUGUAUUAGACUUUCUAGAGGAGGUGCACCACAAGCAGGAGAGCAUUUCUGAUGCAGGACCUGUUGUGGUCCAUUGCAGCGCUGGGAUUGGGCGAACAGGAACCUUCAUUGUGAUUGAUAUCCUGAUUGACAUAAUCAGAGAAAAAGGUGUGGACUGUGACAUUGAUGUUCCCAAGACCAUUCAGAUGGUGAGGUCGCAGCGCUCAGGAAUGGUUCAGACAGAAGCUCAGUACAGGUUCAUUUACAUGGCAGUGCAGCACUACAUCGAAACGCUGCAGCGCAGAAUCGAAGAGGAGCAGAAGAGCAAGAGGAAAGGUCACGAGUACACAAACAUUAAAUAUUCUUUAUCGGACCAGACAAGUGGGGAUCAGAGCCCUCUUCCACCCUGUACCCCAACCCCAACAUGUCCAGAAAUGAGAGAAGAUAGUGCUAGAGUAUAUGAAAAUGUGGGACUGAUGCAACAGCAGAAAAGCUUCAGAUGAGAAGAUGUACAGAGCCUUCCAUGCAGAGGCAGAAAUGAAUAUGUUUUUUAACAAGGUCAAGAAAGAGAUGGAAGAAGCUUCACAUGUGAAAAGUGAACUCUGAGGGCUUGGUACCUUUUGUAUUUACGGUUUUAAUCCUUCAACAGUAGGCAAAUCUUCAGACCAUCUAAAGAUUGUUUCUCUCUCUUCCCUCCAAUACCUGAUUUACAGUUGCUCAUUUUCCAAAUAAAAGGAAAUCCUUUCUACAAUGUAGGCAACUACUUUGUAGAGUCAGUUUUGAAUCCCACAGACUGUUGGACUGUCAUCCAUUUGUUUGUUUUAAAUAGUAUUUUUUUUGUCUCACUGUAUGGCUGUUAGUUGGGUUUUCUGUUUUGGUUUCUCCUUAUUUGAGCAGUUGUGGGAUUAUUUUUGUUGUUGUUUUAUUUCAUUGCUGUUGUUGUUGUUUUGGGGGGGUGGUGGUGGGAGAGCAGUGACCUGGAUAAAUUCAUUACACUAAUGUAAAAUAUUGAUGGGAACAAGGCUUGCUUGUUUGAAACCAGUGGAUCACCAGUGUGAGUAGAAUCAGCUCCAUGAUAAAAUUAGUCCUGAUACAUUUCAAACUCAGACUGAGUUUCACAGGGGUGAAUGGUUAUUGAUAUGAAGGUGCUUUUUUGUGAUCAUAGGGUGGCUUAGGUUGGAAGGGACCUUAGAGAUCAUCUGCUUCAACAUCCCCGCCGUGGGCAGGGAUGCCUCUCAACCAGACUUGAUAACUGAUGACUUUGAUUCCGACGUAGCUGGGUGGCUGGAUGGGCUGUGUUUAAGUUCAUUAGGCAAGGUAGCCUUUACACCAAACAAAAUUUCUUUUGCAUGGUCUUUACCCAAUCCAGAAAAUUGCUGUAUCUCUCAAAGGACACAUUAGUGUAGUGGUUUGUGAGGACACUGCCUGUGUUCGUUUGUCUGUGCUCAUCUGUUAAGCAAGAGAUUGAACUUGUAGGGUUAAGGUAUUGUAAAAAGUCACCUGAUGACACCUUGGCAGCAUAUUCAAAGCAGUGAAACAUGUAACCCACUGUGCAGGCUGCUACCUUAGUGUGAGGCAACCCUCUUCCCCUUCUGCUGGGGAGGUGGAAGGUUGAACCUUCUGGUCUUUUAGUCAGGCCUUAUGCUAGGGUGAGGGGCUGAAUCAGCAUGGGGGAAGCAGGGCAUGGAAGCUAGCUAUCCACUCAGAUUGCCUUAGCUGAAAGGGCAGCACAGGCAGCAAGGCCAGCAGGCUCCUUUGGUUCCUCUCAUCAGGCAGGAGUUAAUUACUGUUCUACCUUGAAGUGCCUUUCAGAGCUGCAUGGAAUUUGCUGUCCCUAUUCGAUUAACAACAUCACAUCCAUCUGAAACCACUUCAGAUCCUUGUCAGUGAGACAAAGUCCUCUUCUAGUCUCUCCAGAACAAAGAGUUGCUGUUAAGCUGCCAGUUAAUUGGGUUUCUUCCCUUUGCUCUGUCCGGUUAUCUGGACCAGGCUCCCCUGGAAGCCACGAGCACCUGCACAUGGCAGAGCUGGCCCUUAGGAGGGGGCGCUGGUGGGAUCUUUCCAACAUCUUUCCCCAUAUUUCUGGGGAAAUUCUGUGACCUCAGUGGUGUUGAGGAAUUAUUGCCAUUUUCAUAUAGUGGCUGCAGCUGGUGAAUGCUGCAUGAAAGGCUGGAUGUGAAGGGGCAGGGUCUGUGAAAUGAUGCUGAAGCCCGGUCUGUUGUUACUGCAGCUUUGUGAAAGGUUAAGUGGGAGAUGACAUUACCUUUUCCUGAGAGUGCUUUGCUAAAUCAAAUAUUUGAACACUUUGUUUGAACUGAAUGAAGGUGCUUCUUUAAUGUUGAGCAGAAUUUUGUUUGCCAAUUGUCCUUUUUGUCUUUGGAGGCUUUGGGUUCUGUUUCGUUGUUUGUUUUUCUUUUCCUUUGGAACUCCUGUCACCAGCAUACCAUAAUAUGUGUUUUAAUGUCAUAGCCUUAUGCUCUAAUCAUAAAAUACUUGUGCCCUUUCAGGAUCUAAAGCUUUUUAGUCAGGAUGAGAGAGAAAUCUAUUUGUUUGGUAGUGAGAUACCUAUUUGACACCACCUGCUUCCUCUCCUGCCCUUGUUCACACCUUCAACCUGCUGAACAGGCCUGGCUUAGAAGUGUUGGGAUUUGUAUAGAGCUGUUGACAGCAAUUCAGUGUUGGUGUAAAACUGUGCAGAGUCAGACAAAUUCUACACUUCAUACAUUCUGGGGAGGUGGAACAUGUGUUCCAGUUUGGAGCUGUUGUGCACCAAACCGAACAGUCAGGGGAAAAGGUCCGGAGAAGGAUCCUGGAUGAAUCUGAACUGUUUGUGAACUCAGUUAAUGUGAUGUGUCUUAAAAGAUUGACCUGUAUAAGCAGCAAUCAGUUACAUGGCCAACAUCAAGUUGCCUCUUAUGACCUCAUUUCAGCUGGUUAGAACCUGCCACUGUAGGGUGGUUUUUUUUCCUUCCUUUUUGCUUUCCUUUUGUUUCUUGGAGCCAGGGAAUUCUUACUGCAGAAUGUGUAUUAAUCCUGGGCAGCAUAUGGUGGAAGAAUGUCAAUGAGGAGGGGAGCAGAAUCUGAAAGAUUGUGAAGAAAUGCUCCUCUGGUGACUGGAGCAUUACACCCUCCUGAAUACCAAAGGGGAGACCUUGCAGAAUAAAAAUCUCUCUGCCUUUCCUGCACCAGCAAGAGAGGGAUGGUUCUUCAAGCAGCUUUUGCAUGAUUUCAAGCAGUGGCUGGGGUUUGUGACAGGUGAAGCAAGAAAGAGAAAUGUCCUUUGGUUCAGGGGAGGAAAGUGAAUGUGGGUUUCAUGUGUUUCUAGUGAGUUUGUAGAGAACAGAAUUUUUCAGUGUUGAUUUACAAGCAUUGGCUGUAUCAGUGGAAUGGGAAAGGGAUGCAGUUCUGAAGUGUUCUGCUGUAGAAGACUCUAUACCACAAGGGAAACUUUAACCCAACUCCUAAGGCACAAUGACUUAUGGCAGCAUGAAUGUGCUGCAGGCUUCAUUUACUGAAUGUUUGAUAGCAACCACUUCCAUUUCAGCUAAGUGUUGCUGGGGCUGAUUGGUUCUCCUAUUAAUCCUGACCAAAAUUUCCUUUUUCUUCUUGAGAUCAUAGAAUGGUUUGGGUUGGAAGGGACCUUAAAGAUCAUCUAGUUCCAACCUUCUGCCAUGGGCAGGGACACCUCCUACUAGAGCAGGUUGCCCAGGACCCCUUCCAUCCUUGGCUUGG
Molecule: messenger RNA, 5180 nt
Organism: Dryobates pubescens (Downy woodpecker)
Lineage: Eukaryota; Metazoa; Chordata; Aves; Piciformes; Picidae
Gene: PTPN11
Product: protein tyrosine phosphatase non-receptor type 11
Exons: 16
Coding region: 170-1951 (593 amino acids)
Biological process (GO): protein dephosphorylation
Molecular function (GO): protein tyrosine phosphatase activity
Source: RefSeq, a predicted model, not a curated record